Molecule: messenger RNA, 2729 nt
Organism: Trichobilharzia szidati
Lineage: Eukaryota; Metazoa; Platyhelminthes; Trematoda; Strigeidida; Schistosomatidae
Source: the annotation of a GenBank genome assembly
AUGGUUUCGUCAGUUUUGUCUUGUUGUUGUUUGAACAUUGAAAGCGCCAAACCAAAUGUCCUACACAUUUUCGUGACCCUGGUUAGAGAUGUUUCACUACGCCUAUACAACACAAAUUUGGCCGGAAAUCACGAUCCUAUGACAAGUUCUAGACGUUCAAGUGAAAGUGGCAGUUCAGUUGACAGUGAAGUCAUUUUAGAAGCUGAAAGAUUAGAAUUAGAACGUUUAGCUUUAAAAGAACUUGAAUUAGCUGUUUCUAAACCUGUAGCAUUUUCAGUCAGAACCAAUAUCAGUUUUGAUGGUGCAUUAUACGGAUUGGAUGCACCAUCUCCAACUCGUGUAGUCAGUUUUGGUGUUAAAGAUUUCUUACAUAUUAAAAAGCGUUUCAAUCAAGACUGGUGGAUUGGUCGUGUUGUACGGAUAGGCAGUCCAAUCGGUUUUAUACCUAGUCCAUCAAAACUUGAAGUAAUCAAUAAUAUUAUCUUAUCAGUCAGUACUAAUGUUGUACAUUUCGCUAAUGAAAUUCAAAAUCCUGUAAAUAAAAUAGCACCUGUCGGUGGUUUCGGAUCAGCUGACACAACCUUAGAACGUGGUGGAAAUCGUGGACUUUUAUUAUCUAGCGACGCUGAUCACAAAGGACCAACUUUGGUUGGUAGUCGACAAAGACAAUCGGAAUCACCUCCACAACAUAACAAAAACUGGAAAGACGUUGACGGAUAUGAUGACGAUGACCUACGUGAUGGACCACAGACAACAGAAACACCAGGACAAACGAAUAUCAAGAAACAACAGCCUAUUGGACCUGGGGUUAGAAAGAAAGCUUUCUCGAAAAAGAAUGAAUUUGUACCACCGUAUGAAAUUGUUCCAUGUAUGCGUCCAGUUGUAUUUGUUGGUCCAGCACUGAAAGGUUAUGAAGUAACUGAUAUGAUGCAAAAGGCAAUAUUUGAUGCAAUGAAAAAACAUUUUGAUGGAAGAAUUAUUGUCAGCCGUGUGAGUACAAAUAUUUCAUUGGCUAAACGCGUUGGAGACCUGUUACAUUUGGAUAAGAAGAAUAUCUUGGAGAAAGGACGUAGUCGUCAACUUGUUUCCCUAAUUGAAAUACAACAAGAUUUGGAGAGAAUAUUUCAUUUAGGCAGUAAAAUGCAACUGCUUCUCUUGGACUGUGAUACAAUCAACCAUCCGAAUCAAAUAUCUAAAACGUGUUUAGCACCGAUUGUCAUCUAUAUAAAAAUUUCCAGUAUCCGCGUGUUAAAUCGACUAAUUAAAAAUCGUGGUAAAUUACAAAAGAAAAAUGCUGGUGUACAAACUGCUGCGGCUGAAAAGUUACUACAAUGUUCACCGGAAUCAUUUGAUUUUAUCAUAGAUCAGAAUACUUUGUCAGCUGCUACUGAAGCAUUGAAACACUUUUUAGAAGGUUAUUGGGCUGCAACACAUCCACCAUUGAUAGUUAGUAAAGCUGAACGCCUUCUUGGAUCGUUUUCUAUACCAAUGCCUGAAAUUCAUGAAGUUGAUUCUGAUCGUCCACUUGUCCCAAUGACACCAGGACAUCCUGGACUUAGUGUUGUCACUAAGUCAGCUUUAAGCGCUGGAUUUACUAGUCAAGAAAUUAGUGUACUGACAGGAGCAAGAGCAGCUGGUUGGUUAACAGAAAACGGUGGACCAGUAGAAAAUGAACUUGGCCUAACAGGUGUACAUCAUGCAGGCAGUGUUGGCAGCGAAUAUAAUGCUACAAGUCUGGGCGGAAUACGAACUAAAGGUGGUGGUCAUGAUAACAAUACACUUGGUAGUCGUCAUACAAUACAUAAUUCCGAUGAGGAAAAUGAUGUUUCACAACGUACACACUAUCAUCGUAAUGGUCGAUUACAAGUGAAUGCUGCACAUGCAGCAGCAAUUGCCGCUGUCGCUGCUGGAUUAACACCUAAAGCACAUUCAGUUCAUCCGUCACUGUUAUCAGGUGAUGGCUUAGGAAGUGGUGUUCCCAAUGGAUAUAAUUCAGCAAGUAUAUCGCAUGCAUCGCCUGGUUUAACAAUGGGCUUAGGAUUGGGCCUGGCAAGUGGUGUUGCGGCGACUAUAAACGCUGCCCUCUUUCCGGGUCAUCACCAUCAUCAUCAUUCAUCAGAGACAACUCAGACAAACAAACGAAUACCACCGCCAACAUUAGCUGCAGCAGCUGUUGCAUCUGUCACUGCACCACCUUUAAAAGAUUUAGGAAUUCAUCAAGUGGAAGGAUCAGAUGGUCCACAAGUCUACCAGAGUAGGUCAGCUCGUCAAGCAAGACAACGUGAAGAGGAAUUGGCUCGUGUAAGACAAGAAUAUGAAGCAAAAACACUGGCAUUACAUGGUGCUGCCAGUGGUGCUGGUGGCGGUCGACGUAGACGUCGAGAUAGAGAACGAAGGCAGAGAAAUGCUGAUGGUUACUGGGAUGGACAUGAUAAUCGCAAUAACAACAACAAUAAUAAUGAUUUUUCAUCACCCACAUCGCAUGCAUGGAAUGGACCACCUGUCAGAUCUAUGGCUAGAGCUUGUCCACCGGAUGACUAAACUCCUCACCCCACCCCGCACCCAACACACACACAAUUGACUAAGAUCUUUACAUAGUGCCUUUACAUUUCUCACCAAUAAAUUCAUAUUUAUCAUCGUUAUUAUUUUUAUGUUUCAUUUAUUAAAACAGAGUCAGACAUUUUGUUUUAAUUAAUAUUGAACAAUUGAAUGCAUUUUUGAAUUCUGAC